Camellia sinensis is the source of this 955-nucleotide messenger RNA. RefSeq names its product glucuronoxylan 4-O-methyltransferase 1. NCBI's taxonomy places the organism in Eukaryota, Viridiplantae, Streptophyta, Magnoliopsida, Ericales, Theaceae. The record is from RefSeq and is a predicted model, not a curated record. Gene Ontology annotation, biological process: xylan biosynthetic process.
CUACAACUCAAAUAAAUAAGAGACAAAAAUGAGGCAAAAAACCCAUCAACUCUCAACCCUUAAACUUGUCCUUAUUGGCAUAUUCAUUGUUUUCUCUCUCCCCUUUGUCCUAAGAUUGUCAAGCUUCUUAUCUUCUGAUCAACAGAACUCAUCAACUGCAACCUCCCAAACUAUUUCUCCAAAUAUUCCAACAAAAGACGCGAAAGUGACAAAUUGUUCACCAAAUUGUACCAAAAUCCCAUCCUCACUAGCCCAAGCUAUCAUCCACUACACAACCUCAUCCACCAUCCCACAACAAACACUCAAGGAGAUCUCAGUGACAGCAAAGGUCCUGCGAAAAAGGUCCCCAUGCAACUUCCUUGUCUUCGGCCUAGGCCACGAUAGCCUAAUGUGGAGUGCACUCAACCAUGGCGGGCACACAGUUUUCCUCGAAGAAGAUGAAAGUUGGAUCGCGCAAAUCAAGCUUAGUUUCGCCACAUUGGAAUCCUAUCAUGUCACGUACAACAACAAGGUGAGCCAAGCAGAUGCCCUAAUGGAGGUUGGGAAGGGUUCUGAGUGCACAAAAGUUGUUCAAACUCGAUCCUCUAAGUGCCAGCUGGCCCUAAAGGGCUUGCCCGAUGAGGUUUAUGAGGUGAAGUGGGAUUUGAUCAUGGUUGAUGGUCCAACAGGGUACCAUGAGGAGGCACCAGGGAGGAUGAGUGCUAUAUAUACUGCUGGCAUGAUGGCAAGGAAUAGAGAGGAUGAUGGAGAGAGUACUCAUGUGUUUGUGCAUGAUGUGGAUAGGGAUGUGGAGGAUAAGUUUUCUAGGGUGUUUUUGUGUGAUGGGUAUGUGAUGAAACAAGAGGGAAGGUUGAGGCAUUUCAAAAUUCCAAGUCAUAGGGACAGCUUGGAUAAGCCCUUUUGCCCUUGAAACAAUAUAUAUAUAUAUUUGCUUUUGGUUUGUGUAUUAUUGUCA